GCCGUUUCCCGCGCUAAUCACUUUACCAUGAUGCACGGCCGAAGGCGGGCCCCUCGCGAGGACGAUGAACGCGUGGUCUACUAUGACCUGGAGGCGGACUCACAUAGUCGAGACCUGCUCAUGUCUCCUGAUGCUGUGUCUGCUUCCACGCAGCCUCGUGCGACAACAAAAACAGCAAUAACAGCGUCAGGAGACGGCAGUCAGAUCUUCCCUCGCCAGCAGCAAGCGCUGUUCAAUCUCGGUGCGUUGCCGUUUGUUGCUGUUCAUGUUAUUGCGGCUGUCAGUUGACACUGGCGAUCCCAUGUGCGUAGAUGACAGCGGAGGCGAAGCGGAGGAAGAGGAGGAAAACCCGUUCGCGACACUGCUACAGCAGCAGCAACAAACACACAAGACAGCGACGCUAGCAGUUGAGUCCGACAAAGCUAUGAGUGGCAAUGAAACUGCAAGAGAAUGCCACGAUAGUUCGCUGGUAUCGGUAGCAGCAACUGGAGACUCGUCCAAGAUGGAGGCACGUCGACGCGCUGGUACAAGCAGGGACAUUAAUGGAGGAAGUCGUCGCUCCAUCUUGAAGUACAGUCAGCAGCGCAGUGUGCUGGCUACUAGAGUCGGUACCGGUGUUACGAAGAAGAAACUCGACUUUGAAGCGGCUGGUUCGAGGCCCGAUCGAUGGAAUACGAGGAAACCUUCAGCUGCUGAUACCAAAAAUCGCCGCAAGUCUCUGGGUGCAAUUCAGAAGCGACGGUCGCAACUAGAAGCGUCUGCUGCGAAAAGGCGAAAAUCGAUGCCAGGGGGUUUCUCAGGAUCACAAAGCAUACAAACCAGAUCGAGUAUGGACGGUAGUUUUGAUACUAGUCAUUCAGCUCCGACAAGAAGAUCGCUGUCAGAUGUGCUGCAACGUGCCACGACGCUGUCACAACAGCAAAACUCGACCAACGACGACUCGUCAUUCUCACAGGCCCACGCAGCCGAGAAUCCCACGGAAGCUGACCCAAUUCUUGACACUGAACAUCAGAUGCGAGCCGAACCGUUUGCACCGCAGAUUUUUUCUCCUACGAAAUCCGGUCGAAAAUCUAAGGACGAGUCAGUUAUCUCCAAGAUUCGCGGAAGUAUGGGCGAUGUUAUCCGCAAAGCUAUUCGUAAGCGCAACCGAGACCUGACGCUCCUGCGUUCGCACGGUCAGCAUUUGCUCCCUCAACAAAGCAUCCGUUCAUCCCUGCAAGGUGCGAUGGAGUCAAUUCAAGACCGAGCGUGCAUCACAGUUCGAGUCAUGAGGCGUUGCGCAGUCACGUCCCAUUCUGUUUCGUACGAAUGUCAAAUCCACGACGUUGCAUCAAAAUUGGAGAAAAGUACUACAAGUGCGUUGAAAGAGAAGAAGGACACAGUAAAAGCACUCUUUCAUCCUCAAGCCGCCGAACAUCUCAAGCUAUCCACUGGAAUGUUGCUUCGGAUUUACGAACCGGUUCACGUUGUCGAGGAAGAGGUGGCAGCAGGAUCAACUCGCAAACCCGAGUGGUUUCUGCUGAGCACACAGUUAACGGAAGUGGUAGACACUUGAGACGCUAGCUGAUCAAUUGGGACGGCGCAAAUUGAGUCGUUGAACUGCUUCGUCGUAUCCUAUUUAUUGUUGCUUGACGUGUUCACAAAGGCCUCAGUGUCGACACGCUUUUGAGGGUAUGGGUCACCUGGAGGCGGGAUUGUGGCGUGGUCUUAUAGCGGAAACUCGGUGGAGUUCGUGAAUACAUUACCAAAUCGUGAGCUUGCUGCAGCCUUUCACGACCAAGCACAGUUUUCGGCCGCUCCUGGAAUGCUAGUGGCUGGCGCUGGUAGGCUUUGUGAAGUAUUGCCGUUGUACUAAUAGGUGCUUGGGUCUUCUGCCUACUUGUUUCGUUCAGCAGUUGUGUUUCUCUGUUCAUCCUCGCCAGUAUUUCCAGUUGCCGUGUUCGCUUGUGUUGUUCCAUUUGAGGAACCCGUGCCAGUCUCAUUGACGUCGAGGUCGUCGCAAGCGGCGAUGCAGGAUGCUGGGAGCCAUAAAGGUGAGGAUUGUAGAGCUGUAAAACCCGAAGUUGUUCAUUAUUUGUCAGCUCAAAUAGUGGUGUUCGAUACUUAUCGGGGUGUUGCUCUCGCCAGCGCCGACAUAAAACGUCACGUGCUCGAUCAACUGCACUAUCCAGUCGGCAAACACUACGAAAAAAUCGGGCAAUAAUCAGAGCCGCAUUGUGUUGAUCAGGUGGCGAGUUUGAUGCCCUUGCAGUUUCCUCAGAACCUGUAUUGUUGUCCUCAGACGAAGAAUUUUGGAGGGGAUCGAGCUCAUCGUAGUUCUUCAGUAUGUCGGUGGAUGGGAGCAAGUAUCGUUUAUGAGGAGUACUCUUCGAGGUCGACAAGCUAUCUGCGACUUGGAGCGGUCGAACACGGUUGACCGGCAAUGGGUCAAGGUGUCGGUCUCGGCGAAAACAAAUAGGAGCAGCUGGAGCAGUGCCCACAAGCUCUACAUUUUUUCUUCGCACUGAACAUUCUGGAUCGGGAUACUGCUUCAAAGGAAAUCUUGGCAGUGAUUUCUGUAGAAACAAACAAGGAUCAGGUUACUUUCCGAGAAAU
Molecule: messenger RNA, 2595 nt
Organism: Phytophthora nicotianae INRA-310
Lineage: Eukaryota; Oomycota; Peronosporomycetes; Peronosporales; Peronosporaceae
Exons: 3
Coding region: 266-1555 (429 amino acids)
Source: RefSeq, a predicted model, not a curated record